Molecule: messenger RNA, 1943 nt
Organism: Paramacrobiotus metropolitanus
Lineage: Eukaryota; Metazoa; Tardigrada; Eutardigrada; Parachela; Macrobiotidae
Exons: 5
Coding region: 1100-1852 (250 amino acids)
Source: RefSeq, a predicted model, not a curated record
AGUACUGUUGUGUUAUAAAGUUAAAAAGACUUAGUGCUAAUCGAGACAAAUACCGUAACUGCGAUUAAAAUUAUUACGAUUAUUCUUCCAUAAAAAAAUUUCGGCACUAGUUUAGUCAGUGACUUAAUGUUAAUGCUUUUAGUCGGGUACCGAUGAGGCCACUUAGCGUGACAGACAGGAGUCGCAUUAGAUUUGCAAUUUGACGCCGUGACGUGUAAUUCGUCCGAUCACUGAGACACAUUUUCUUGGAAAGAUUUGGAAUGCUGCGUUUCGCCAACCGUAUCCUGACAUUAGUCUGCUCGUAUCGAUGCCAGCGUGCCAGCUGAUUUUGGGUUUGGUGACUGUGCCCAUAUUCUUCAUAUCCAGUCAAAGGUUGCCGAACGAAUGUUUCUUCUGCGGACCGAAGAGCAUCAACUACACCGCCCGCGAAUGUCUUAAGGAUCUCUCUUUGUACGGAAAUCAGUACAAUCGGGAUGAUAGCCAGCAGAAAUGCCAGCGCAAUCAGACCUGCCUGUUUGCUAUGGUGAAACGCAGCGAUGCCGAGCAGUUUGAGCCAUACAGGGAAUGCAUCAAUAAAGACCAAAACUGCUCCACGGUGCCGGCGCGGUCCGGCGACUACCUCACCGUCGCGGCGUGUAAGGAUGAUGUGAAGUGUUUAACGGCGCCGUGUUUUCAGAACGUCCAACUGACGCUGGACGAGGAACUGGAAGCUUACCUGCUUAGUCUUAAUGUCAGUUCUGCCCGAAAGAAUAUGGCGUUGUGGAGUGUUCUUAAUUGCACUGCUUGGCUGUUUGUUUUUCAGCAGCUUUAUAGAUUUUAUGCUCUAAAUUUAGCACCUUAAUUUUGUGUGUAAAUAUUUGUGUUGAAUAUUGUUAUUCUUUCCGGGAAUGGCUGGUUCUAAAAAAAUAAAUUUCGUAUGAACCGUUGAAAAUAACAAUUAAUUAUAAUUAAAUUAUUUGAAAAAUUAACAAAAUACUCUCUCCAAGCAACAAAUUGGAAAUUUACCGUUGAUUACUGCGGCGAUUAUGAUCGAAGUGACUAACAGAAAAUGUAGCGUGAAUCAUGAGGAACCUUGCUUGUUGCGGGCUGUUCAUCUCUGAUGAUCUCAUGUGGCGGUGUCACACAGAAUAAUUACAUUGCCUGGUUCGUUUGCUUUUUACUGCUCUGGACGUCGUGUUACUGCAGCAAUUUGACAGCGUUGCAAGAAGCGGUGAAUAGUCAGCCCUCGGAGUUCGCCUACUACAACUGCAGUGCCACCGACAUCUACCACGCCGAGAGUGACGGGAAUAUGUGCUUCUGCCGUUCCGUGUACGAUCUGCGGGAGUUCAAUGUGUCGACGUGGGAUCUGGAUAUCUUUGCGGAGUAUGAAUAUGAAGAGCUGCAACCGUAUCUCCAGCAGACGGAGCCGUUCGCGGCAUAUGUGGACUAUAUUAGCUGCCGAUUUGCCCACGGACCCUGCGAGUGUCCGUUCACGAAGUCGGCUGUCCAGGUAGCGGAUUCGCAAUACGGUGUUGCGGAUGCGCAAUGGGCGUACCAAGGUUGCACCGGUGUCUUAAUCUUUGACCACAUUACCAACGACCACCACAUUGAGUGCACGUGCAGCUUUUCCUACAACCAUUCCUACUAUGUGGACACCGGUGUGAAGGAGUUUCGCGUCAAAUCCGUGCCGUACCACGCCUGCCAUCGGAGUGCGUACUGCGACUGCGGAGGAGGAAAAAACGCAUCCGAAGAGUCGGGAAGAACUUUUAUGAAAGAUCACGGAGUGCAGAAUUCAACUGAUUUUUUAUCUAUGGUUUCUUUGAUUGUCACGUUUGUUUGUAUUCGACUGCUGAAUACAUUGUUUUUACUUUAGAGUUUUCAAAAAUCUCUUUGAAUAGCACGCGUUUCAGUAUUUUCAGGUUUCAGUAUUUCUUUUUGAAUUUUGAAUAAAAAACAUCAAAACU